AUGUCGGAAUCCAAGAGUUCUCUUCUUGCUGACGAUCGAAUCUGGUACGACCAAUUUACCUCGACCGACUGGGUCCACGAUAGUAUUGCAGAUGCCUACCGAAUUAAACAAUUACGGAGUCGGAAGGGAGUUUGGGGCAGGCUGGUUGCCUUGUUUGAUGGCGCUCAAGGCUGGAUACUGAGUGCGGUUGUUGGCGUUCUAGUCGCGCUUGUCGCCUAUUGUGUAGAUGUAGCUGAGACAACCAUAUUCGACUAUAAGGAAGGCUAUUGCGCCCGAGCCUGGUAUUUGAGAGAGAAGAGGUGCUGCCCUCACGGUCCGUGUACUGAUUGGCGAUCUUGGUCCGAAGUACUCGGCGGUCACCCCUUCGGCGAGGUUUGGACCGAAUUUGGGGUUUAUGUCAUCGCCGUCCUUGUACUCGCGGUGCUAUCAUGCCUACUUACUCUAACCACCAAGACCGUAAUCCCUUCAGCUUACCGAAUGUCAACUUUGGAUGAGAACUUGGCCGCCGAGUCUUCCCAACAGCAAGAAGAAAACCAUACCGAUAACGAUGACAGCGAAAGUAUCAGUCCCAGAGCAGUUCGGCGAACACCAGUCGAUCCACCACCACCUAUGGUGUACUAUUCUGCAGCUGGCAGUGGUGUCGCCGAAGUUCGCGUUAUUCUUAGCGGAUUCGUCCUGCACGGCUUUCUUGGUGCCAAGACUCUCAUCAUCAAAUCCGCCGGUCUGAUUUUGAGUGUGGCCUCUGGCCUAAGCCUCGGUAAAGAAGGCCCUUAUGUCCAUAUUGCAGCUUGUAUUGGCAACAUUUGCUGUCGAAUGUUCUCUAAGUACGAUCGUAACGACGCCAAGAGGCGUGAGGUAUUAUCUGCCGCAGCAGCGGCGGGUAUUGUAGUGGCAUUUGGAGCUCCUCUUGGUGGCGUUCUAUUCGGUCUUGAGGAGGUGGCUUAUUACUUCCCGGCCAAGACGCUUUUCCGUACCUUCUUUUGCUGCAUUGUAGCCGCUCUGUCUUUGAAGUUCCUCAAUCCGUAUGGCACUCACAAGAUCGUCAUGUUCGAGAUACGGUACAAAAUAGACUGGGAAUGGUUUGAAUUAUUCGGAUUCAUCGUUGUAGGAAUACUAGGCGGUGCUAUCGGCGCCUUUUUUAUCAAGGCCUCACGUCGCUGGGCCCUAUCGUUCCGCAAGAUUCCCGUCAUCAAGAAAUAUCCACUCUUUGAGGUCGUCCUGGUAGCGCUGGUAACGGGACUCAUAGGAUAUUGGAAUACCUUGACGAAACUUCCGGUGGCGAAGCUUCUUUUGAACCUCGCUGCACCGUGCCAAGACGACAGUCGAGAUUCUGAAUUAGGGUUGUGCCCAUCAGAUAUCGAUGACAUACCCGGUAUUAUUCGAAACAUUCUUGCUGCGUUCGUCAUCAAGACGUUUUUGACUACCAUUACGUUCGGAAUUAAGGUGCCUGCAGGCAUCUACGUUCCAUCUAUGGUUAUCGGUGGCCUCAUGGGUAGAGUUGUUGGCCAUCUAGUUCAGUGGAUAGUACUUCGGUUUCCGCACUGGCGCAUCUGGGGUUCCUGCCCGCUCCUUCAAGCAUCUACUUGUGUUCAACCUGGUGUGUAUGCACUCAUUGCUGCAGGCUCAACAAUGUGUGGCGUGACGAGGCUGUCUGUCACUCUCGCGGUCAUCCUUUUCGAACUUACAGGAAGCUUGGACUACGUCCUCCCCUUUUCCCUGGCCAUUCUCGUCGCUAAGUGGACAGCGGAUGCGCUGGAGCCGCUUAGCAUUUACGACCUCCUUACUAAUAUGAAUGCCUUACCAUACUUGGAUAACAAACAUAAACCGGUAUUGACCUCCGACUUUGCUGAUAUCGUGCCCCGUGUUCGCCGAGAGCGUCUGAUUGAUAUCAGCGACUCACCGUUGGUUCCAGCCACGCAACUCCGCAGCCAACUCGAGCUGCUUCAUCGAGCCGGCGAGUUAGAUGGAGGGUUGCCAAUCGUCAGGGAUGAUAUACUUGUCGGUCUGAUCCCAGCUCCUGAUUUAGAAUACGCUUUAGACAACCUUGAGGACGAAAGUUCUAGCCUUUGCCUCAUGACGAAUAUACCGACCCUCGACGAGGACGAGUCUCCGGAGAGAGAUCCCACUGAUUUCACGCCCUAUAUAGACCCGGCCCCUUUUGCUCUAGAUAUCAAUUCGCCGAUGGAUUUUGUGUACGAAUGCUUUGCGAAGCUCGGGUUACGAUACAUCUGCGCGUUGAGAGACGGAUGUUAUGCCGGAAUGACCCAUAAGAAGCGAUUUGUAAAGUAUAUGCGCGAGUUAGAGGAGAAGGAGCAUAACCGCCACUAA
Daldinia caldariorum is the source of this 2328-nucleotide messenger RNA. RefSeq names its product chloride channel. The coding region runs from base 1 to 2328 and encodes 775 amino acids. Gene Ontology annotation, biological process: transmembrane transport; chloride transport. NCBI's taxonomy places the organism in Eukaryota, Fungi, Ascomycota, Sordariomycetes, Xylariales, Hypoxylaceae. The transcript has 3 exons. Gene Ontology annotation, molecular function: voltage-gated chloride channel activity. Gene Ontology annotation, cellular component: membrane; early endosome; Golgi apparatus. The record is from RefSeq and is a predicted model, not a curated record.